GGCGGAGUCUGCACCGCGCAUGCGCAGCGUCAGCGUCUCUCCGUCGUGUCUGUCCCCGGAUCUGAGUGUGUGUCUCCCGGCGGUGGAUCCUCCAGCAGCAGCUCCUUCUGCGUCUCCAGCCGGAACAAAGCAGCGGAUCUUCGGCCUCUUGGGCAGCGCAGCAGGGUCUGACCUGGCCCGGCUCGGCUCGGCUCGCCUCCCCCCCCCUCUGCGGCCCGCAGCGCGCGCUCAGCCUCCCGCAGGCCUCGGCCUGGACUCCCGCUUUUCUCCCGGAAAAUGGACGGAUUCACCGGCAGUUUAGAUGACAGCAUGUCUGGAGCGAGUGUCUCCGAUGUUAACGAUCGUCUCUCGUCUCUGGAGCUCCGUGUCCAGCAGCAGGAGGACGAGUUGACGGUGAUGAAGGCGGCGCUGGCGGACGUCCUCCGGCGCCUCGCCGCCUCCGAAGUCUCCGCCGCCGCCGCCAAGAAACAGCCCACAGGCAAAGGGGGCGGAGCCUCUCUGCGUGAGGCCUACUCCAUGUCCUGCAUCUCUAACGGAGCCACACCAGCACGCAAGAGAGAGUCCACCUCAGUCACCAGGAAGGGAACACUGUCCUCAGCCGCCAAGAGCGGAGCGGACAGGAAGAAUGAGGUCAGCAGCUCUCCGAUGGAGGAGAUCCGGGAGGGGGAGGAGCUUUCUCGCCCUAGGGACCCGCCCCUCUCCCCUUCCUCCCCCCUCCCCCUAACCCCCCAGCAACAGAGACCAGCUCCGUCCGCUGACAGCAGUAAAGGCCACGCCCCCCCCAAAAGAGGAAACAGUGUGAAGCGUUCCUCAGGGAUGGAGCGUUCUCAGAGCAGCAACUUCGACACUUCAGAGGAAAACAGGAACAAACUUGUGAAAGCUGCGUCAACAUCCAAGCUGCUCGCCAAGGUGGUGAAGAAUGCCAACAGACAUAAAGACCCAGUUGUCAGUCAAGCCAAAAUGUCGACAAGAGAGAAAAACAGCCAAGCUGAGGGGAACCACAUUAAGAUGUUCAUGCGUGGGCGACCAAUCACGAUGUUCAUCCCUUCAGACGUGGAGAACUACGACGACGUUCGGACAGAACUUCCUUCAGAAAGACUCAAGCUGGAGUGGGUCUAUGGUUACCGCGGCAGAGACUGCCGAGCGAAUGUUUACCUCCUUCCGACGGGGGAAAUCGUCUACUUCAUCGCCUCGGUCGUGGCUCUGUUUAACUACGAAGAGCGGACCCAGAGACAUUACCUCGGACACACCGACUGUGUCAAGUGUCUGGCCAUCCAUCCAGAUAAGAUCCGCAUUGCUACGGGACAAAUCGCAGGAGUGGACAAAGACGGACGGGCGCUGCAGCCUCACGUUCGUGUCUGGGACAGCGUCAGUCUCUCCACGCUGCAGGUUGUCGGGUUGGGAACGUUUGAGCGUGGCGUUGGCUCGCUGGCUUUCUCCAAAGCUGACUCGGGGCAGCACCUGAGCGUUAUCGACGACUGUAACGAUCACAUGCUGACUGUUUGGGAUUGGCAGAAGAAGUCAAAGAUUGCUGAGAUCAAGACCACUAACGAGGUCGUCCUGGCCGUCGAGUUCCACCCGACCGACCCGAACACCAUCGUCACCUGUGGGAAGUCCCACAUCUUCUUCUGGACCUGGACUGGGAACUCUCUGGCUCGCAAACAGGGGAUCUUCGGGAAAUACGAGAAGCCGAAGUUCGUCCAGUGUCUGGCCUUCCUGAGUUCUGGAGACAUCCUGACUGGAGACUCUGGAGGAAUCCUGCUGGUCUGGACCAGGAGUGCUGCCGACACCCCCGGAAAGGGCCCCCGAGCGUUUCAGAUCAGCCGGCAGGUCAAAGGUCACGAGGGCAGUGUGUUCUGUCUGUGUGAGAUGCGGAGCGGCACUCUGCUAACUGGAGGAGGAAAAGACCGCAAGAUCAUCCUCUGGGACCACGAACUGAGAACAGAGAGAGACAUCGAGGUCCCAGAUCAGUAUGGAACCAUCCGAGCGCUGUCUGAGGGGAAAGGGGAGGAGUUUUUGGUCGGGACGUCCCGUAACUUUAUCCUGAGAGGAAGCUUCAACGACGGCUUCCUGGUGGAGGUCCAGGGUCACACAGACGAGCUGUGGGGUCUGGCGUCCCACCCGUCGUCCUCGGUGUUUCUGACGUGUGCUCAGGACCGCCUCGUCUGCGUCUGGAGCUCCGAGGAUCACCGUCUGCAGUGGAGCCGCACGCUGGAGGAACACGGACACUGUGCAGACUUCCAUCCCAGCGGAGCCGUGGUCGCCAUAGGAACACACUCAGGAAAGUGGUAUGUUCUGGAUGCGGAGACCACUGACCUGGUGGCGAUCCACACCGAUGGGAACGAGCAGCUGUCCGUGAUGCGUUUCUCCGUCGAUGGCACCCUGUUGGCUGUUGGAUCUCACGAUAACUUUAUUUACCUCUACAACGUCUCCGAGAGAGGACGCAAGUACAGCCGCUACGGGAAGUGCUCGGGACACUCGAGUUACAUCACCCACCUGGACUGGUCACCUGACAACAACUUCAUCAUGUCCAACUCUGGAGACUACGAGAUCCUGUACUGGGACGUUCCUAACGGCUGUAAACUGAUCAGAAACCGCUCCGAGUGCAAAGACAUCGACUGGGCGAGCUACACCUGCGUGCUGGGAUACCACGUCUUCGGUGUUUGGCCCGAGGGUUCGGACGGCACCGACAUCAACGCUCUGAUCAGAUCUCACAACAGGAAGGUGAUCGCUCUCGCUGACGACUUCUGCAAAGUUCACCUGUUCGCCUACCCAUGCUCCACGCCCAAGGCUCCCAGCCAUAAGUAUAGCGCCCACAGCAGUCAUGUGACCAACGUCAGCUUCCUGUUUAACGACAGUCACCUGAUCUCGACGGGGGGGAAGGACACCAGCAUCAUGCAGUGGCGUCUGGUGGAGAAAUCUUCUCUCUCGCUGCCGGACGGCCUGCUCUCUAACUCCGCCCCCCACCGGCCCGACCCGCUGUUUACCCCCCCCACUGCUGCUGCAGCCACGCCCACACAGGACCCCCGCCCUCCGCCCACAGCCACGCCCACGCAGGACCCCCCCCCUCAGCCGACAGCCAAUGGGACGCAAGAAGCGUCCCCGGACUCGCCUCCGGCCACAGAUCUGGCCCCGGCGCUGUCAGCGUUAACCCCGCCCCCCGCUGAGUUAACUCCACCCCCCUCAGACAGCACUCUGAGUCUGAAGGACAGCCUGGAGCCCAGCGAUGACACGGCCACGCCCCCCCUCACCCCCCCCUCCUAGACAGGAAGGGGUUCAGAUAUCUGUUCUGGAUGAAUAGAUUGGUUGUUUGGUCUCUAAAAUGUCAGAAAAUGGUGAAAAAUGUGGAUCAGUGUAGGGCUGCUCGAUUAUGGAAA
Messenger RNA from Perca flavescens (yellow perch), 3377 nucleotides. It is a transcript of the gene eml4, whose product is annotated as EMAP like 4. The transcript has 24 exons. The record is from RefSeq and is a predicted model, not a curated record. Gene Ontology annotation, molecular function: microtubule binding. The coding region runs from base 277 to 3264 and encodes 995 amino acids. Gene Ontology annotation, cellular component: mitotic spindle. Gene Ontology annotation, biological process: microtubule cytoskeleton organization. NCBI's taxonomy places the organism in Eukaryota, Metazoa, Chordata, Actinopteri, Perciformes, Percidae.